AUGAGACUUUCUUCUGGUGGACUAUAUAUAGGUCUUCGGACAAGUCUAUUAGGUACGACUGGGAUGCGGGCUUCCGGCUCACGACUGCUCGCUCUUGCGGGAAGAAGAAGCAGAUCGACGAGUGCGCACGGUCGUGUGGCAGGGUAUCUUACGGGAUACCCAACAACCGUAGUGAACAGGCUGCACUAUCACUCGUAUGCGAGGGCACAUCCCUUCCAGUUCAGACUGUUCCAGGGCCUGAAUUAUACCUCCAAGAGAUUCAUCAACAUAUUCCCUAACAUAAUUGCAAGGGCGAUAAAGUUCCCCGCAUAUGUGGGCGGUGGUAUGGCAGCAGCUGGGAGCUAUCUCGCCUAUAAGAUGGAAAAGGCGAAUAGCUACGCCCAGGAUAAAUGGGGCAACUUCAGGGACAAGCUAUCGGGCCUCUUUCCAAAUGAAAACGAGUAUGGCCAAAAUAAUAACAAUAACAACGGCGAUGGAGAUUCAGCAGGCGCAGCAGCACUUCUCAUCUCUUCAAAUGAUGAUAAAAGGGAGAGUGAUGAUGACGAAGAAGAGGACGACAACUUGGACGAAGAUAAUACACAGGACGAAAUGCUAAACCUGACCAAGCAAAUGAUAGAGAUCAGGUCGAUCUUGAACAAGAUAGAUUCUGCAUCGGCACAUCUGACGCUUCCUUCAAUUGUUGUCAUAGGUUCCCAGUCUUCGGGGAAGUCCUCUGUUUUGGAAUCGAUCGUUGGCAAAGAAUUUCUGCCUAAGGGAUCGAAUAUGGUAACGAGAAGACCGAUUGAAUUAACUUUGGUCAACACUCCUAACUCUGCGGAUGUCACAGCUGAUUUCCCAGCUCUGAGAAUGUACAACUUGAAAAACUUCAAAGAAGUCAAAAGAUUGUUGAUGGAGCUGAAUAUGGCGGUUCCAUCAACAGAAGCUGUAUCUGAAGAUCCUAUUCAACUAACAAUCAAGUCUUCCCGAGUCCCUGAUUUGUCUUUGGUAGAUCUCCCAGGUUACAUUCAAGUAGAAGCUGCUGAUCAGCCUUUUGAAUUGAAGAGCAAGAUCAAAAAUUUAUGUGACAAAUACUUGAACGAACCAAAUAUUAUAUUGGCAAUAUCAGCUGCAGAUGUAGAUUUGGCAAAUAGUUCAGCUCUAAGGGCAGCUAAGAAUGCUGAUCCUCAGGGCUUGAGAACAAUAGGUGUCAUUACAAAAUUAGAUUUGGUAUCGCCCGAAGUUGCUCGUGGUAUACUAACUAAUAGAAAAUAUCCUUUAAAAAUGGGCUAUGUGGGUGUAAUAACUAGAGCCCCAAGGACAAGCAAAGUUCACGUUGGUCUUUUUGGUAGGGAUGUUAACUUGGAAGGUACAACUUCUGCAAAACAUUCUUCAUCAGAUCUGGAACCUGAGCAAAUUAAGACAAGGCAGUUUGAAAAAGACUUCUUUAAGGAAAAUAAGCAGGUUUUCACAAAUUGUGAGGUUUCAACUAAAAGGCUUAGAGAAAAACUUAUUAAAAUUUUAGAAAUAUCAAUGUCAAAUGCUUUAGAACCAACCUCUAUGUUGAUUCAACAAGAAUUGGAUGACACUUCAUACCUUUUCAAGGUUGAAUUUAACGAUCGUCAAUUGACCCCGAAAUCAUAUUUGCUGAAUAACAUAGACGUACUCAAAUUAGGCAUCAAAGAAUUUCAGGAAAAAUUCAAUAGAAAUGAAUUAAAAUCUAUUUUGAAGGCAGAUUUAGAUCAAAAAGUUUUAGAUUUUCUAGCUACAAGAUAUUGGAAAGAUGAAAAUUUACAAGAAUUGUCAUCAAAGAUGAGUAGCGAUGAGGAGAUUUUAUAUUGGCAUAAAAAAUUAGAACUGGCAUCUUCAAGUUUAACGAAAAUUGGUGUUGGUAGAUUAUCAACUAUGUUGGUUACAAAUGCUAUUCUAAAAGAGCUCGAGAAUAUUUUACAAGAGACACAGUUGAGGAAUCAUGAUCUAAUAAAGGAGCUAGUCACGAAUACAGCAGUAAAUGUUCUUAAUACCAAAUACUAUGCCACAGCGGAUCAGGUAGAAAAUUGUAUCAAGCCAUUUAAAUAUGAGAUAGAUUUAGAUUCAAGAGAUUGGAAUAUUGCUCGGGAGCAUGCAAUCAUGCUCAUGAAGGAAGAAACACGACAGUGUAAUGAAAGAUAUCAAGCGAUAAAGAACGCCAUUGGUGGCAGAAAGCUACAGCAGGUAAUGGGAUACUUGCAGCAAGAUCCAACGAAAAAGGAAACUCUUGGAAUGUCUAAACUAUUGCUUGAAAGAGGCUCAGAAGCAGUAUUCCUCAAUAAAAGACUACAAGUCUUAUCUUUCAGAAUGAAAUUGCUGAAGAAUAAAUGCCAUUCCGUCAACGAAAAGGAUCACUGUCCUGAAAUAUUUCUGAAUGCGGUAAGUGAUAAACUAACAUCUACAGCAGUAUUAUUCCUAAAUGUUGAACUGCUGAGUGAUUUCUUCUACAACUUUCCAAUCGAACUGGAUAGAAAAUUGAACAUUUUAAGUGAUGAACAAGUUGAAAUGUUCGCGAAGGAAGACCCAAAGAUCGCAAGACACAUCGAACUUCAAAAACGCAAAGACCUCUUAGAUCUAGCACUGGAGAAAAUAGAUGCAAUACUUGUCUUCAAGAAAAGCUACAAAAAUUUAGCCAAGAAAAAGUAG
Molecule: messenger RNA, 2652 nt
Organism: Zygotorulaspora mrakii
Lineage: Eukaryota; Fungi; Ascomycota; Saccharomycetes; Saccharomycetales; Saccharomycetaceae
Gene: MGM1
Product: dynamin-related GTPase MGM1
Exons: 1
Coding region: 1-2652 (883 amino acids)
Cellular component (GO): microtubule; membrane; cytoplasm
Molecular function (GO): GTPase activity; microtubule binding; GTP binding
Source: RefSeq, a predicted model, not a curated record